This is a messenger RNA of Setaria italica (foxtail millet), 372 nucleotides long. RefSeq lists its product as uncharacterized. The record is from RefSeq and is a predicted model, not a curated record. NCBI's taxonomy places the organism in Eukaryota, Viridiplantae, Streptophyta, Magnoliopsida, Poales, Poaceae. The coding region runs from base 1 to 372 and encodes 123 amino acids. The transcript has a single exon.
AUGGACCCAACCCCACCUGACUGGAGAGCCCCGUACCUGGAUUACCUCAUCCGCGAGUCGCUCCCGACGAAAAAGACCGAGGUGCAAAGGAUUGCCCACCGUGCCAAAUCCUUCAUCGUCAUCGACCAGGAGCUCUACAAGCAGAGCCAUACCGGCAUCCUGCAAUGCUUUAUCCCGAUCAAGCAGGGAAAGGCGUUACUCCAGGACAUCCACGCCGGAGCCUGCGGCCAUCACGCUGCACCAAGAACCCUUGAUGGAGAUGCCUUCCUACAGGGCUUCUACUGGCCGACAGCGGUAGCCGAUGCCACCCGCGUAGUGCGCACCUGCGAAGGGUGCAAGUUCUUCGCGCGACAAACCCAUCUACCCGCCUAG